AUGGCCAAGAUCGAGCCUUCUGCUACACCUGUUUGCAGCAUAUUUGCCAAGCUCAAACGCCGACAGAAUGUGCCAGACACUAUGCUGGAGCACAUGAAAGCACGUGACGCCUAUCGUACAGUUGACUUACCUGCAGCCGUGCGAGCAGACCAGUGCUGGACGAAGAAAUAUCUCCCUACCAUAUUGCUGUGGGCUGGAAGUUAUAAAGACAUCUGGGUUAUCCCAGACGAUGUUCUUCUCCAUCAUGCUCAGCUUAUUUUCGACGCAGUAUACAAAGAUCUUAAUUUUGUUCUCGUUCACAAUGGUGUGGUACAUUCGCUUACUGCACAGCGCAUCUCAGAAUGGCACAAUAAUUUUGGCUCAACAGCCAUAGCCAUUAUUAUGGACUUUAUGACACGUAAUUCUGACUGCGCUCCUAGCGAUCUGGCAACGUCCCUUGUCCACGAUUGGAUCUUUGUAUAUGAGGACCCUGAUAGUCCAUCUCCUCUCACAGCUUACCGCUCUCCCUUCAUCUCACAACUGCUUGGCAGGGCACACUUCAACGUCAUCAAAGGGUAUGUGAAGGUUCCUGCCUUCGACAUGCAUGAGCUUGUGACGAGCGGGAUGCCACGGCUUCUUGCCCUCUCUACUGUAGUGAUCGAGCAUGCCCUUGUGUUGUUCAAAAACAAACAACUCAAGGUUCAGGAUGUUUUGUUGUCCGCAUCACGCAGUAAAGUGGCCAUCAAACUACCAAAGGUUCUCAACAAAUUGACGGAGAAAGAGACCAAUGAUCCAUUUUCAUUUUCGGUGACUCUCUGGUCCAAACCAACCAAGGGGUUUAUCAAGUUGAUUUUGAAUAAGCCUGCUGGGUAUGUGGAGGCCACCAUAGAAAUGGCAUGCAAAGUAAAUGGUGCCACUGAUACGCCGUCGAGUGACGAUGAGGAGUGGUACAAUGACGAGCGAGCUAUGAUUGGUGAGCAUGGACUGAAUCCUCUAGGCUUACUCUCACUGACAACCGGGCCCCUGCUGCAGGAUAUCAUUAUUGUGGCCAUAGACAUUCAAUUUGCGUCCGGUCCAGAACCAUGGUUCGAACCGGACUUUUGGUCCGGUUCUCCGCGGUUCGGUCCAUGGUUCUUGCGCCAGCUAGAACCGGACCGGAAAACGGUUCUCGGUUCUAGCUCUUCCCAAAUGGUCCAGUUCUGGUUCGGCCUUCCUGAACCAUUCCGAACCCUUAUCGACUUUGACUUCGACAACAUCUGCCUCGACAUCAGACUGUCGUCUUCGGGAUUCACGUUGUUGAUUAAUCAAGCUACAUUUAGCCUUUUUGAAGGAGGUUCUGUUCAUUGA
Suillus discolor is the source of this 1326-nucleotide messenger RNA. RefSeq lists its product as uncharacterized. The transcript is spliced from 5 exons. Bases 1 to 1326 code for a protein of 441 amino acids. NCBI's taxonomy places the organism in Eukaryota, Fungi, Basidiomycota, Agaricomycetes, Boletales, Suillaceae. The record is from RefSeq and is a predicted model, not a curated record.